GCCCACUUUCAGGGUCUGGGGGGACAGACUGAUGUGCGUCUUCUAGAGCCACGCGGAGCCGCAGCCCAGGCAGCUUCCCCUCUCCAACUUUCUCCCCGCCCCCACGCCCCCUCGGACCCUGCCCUCCACCCUCCCCAAAGCCGCUCCGGGUGCGUGCGCUGGGGUGAGCGGGUCACCGGCUGGCCGUCCGGGAUGGCUUCCAAUUUUAAUGACAUAGUGAAGCAAGGGUACGUGAGGAUCCGGAGCAGGCGCCUGGGGAUUUAUCAGCGAUGCUGGUUAGUAUUCAAGAAGGCCUCCAGCAAAGGCCCCAAGAGACUGGAGAAAUUUUCUGACGAACGCGCUGCAUAUUUUAGGUGUUACCAUAAGGUGACAGAACUCAACAAUGUGAAGAACGUAGCUCGAUUGCCCAAGAGCACCAAGAAGCACGCCAUCGGGAUUUAUUUCACUGACGACACCUCCAAGACCUUUGCUUGUGAAUCAGAUCUCGAGGCUGAUGAGUGGUGCAAGGUGCUCCAGAUGGAGUGCGUGGGGACGCGGAUCAACGACAUCAGCCUCGGGGAGCCCGACCUGUUGGCGACUGGGGUUGAGAGAGAGCAGAGUGAGAGAUUCAAUGUGUAUUUGAUGCCAUCUCCUAACUUAGAUGUACAUGGCGAAUGUGCCUUGCAGAUUACAUAUGAGCACAUCUGCCUUUGGGACGUCCAGAAUCCCAGAGUCAAACUCAUCUCUUGGCCGCUAAGCGCCCUGCGGCGGUACGGGCGGGAUGCUGCUUGGUUCACUUUUGAGGCAGGGAGGAUGUGUGAGACUGGCGAGGGGCUGUUUAUCUUCCAGACGCGAGACGGGGAGGCCAUCUACCAGAAGGUGCACUCUGCCGCGCUGGCCAUCGCCGAGCAGCACGAGCGCCUGCUGCAGAGCGUGAAAAACUCCAUGCUGCAGAUGAAGAUGAGCGAGCGGGCCGCCUCGCUGAGCACCAUGGUGCCCCUGCCCCGCAGCGCCUACUGGCAGCACAUCACCCGGCAGCACAGCACGGGCCAGCUCUACCGCCUGCAGGAUGUCGCCAGUCCUCUGAAGCUUCAUCGGACAGAGACCUUCCCCGCCUACCGCCCCGAGCACUGACAGCGACUGCCCAGCACGUGAGUGACACGCGUGGGAGGCGUCCGCACGGAUCCACCGGAGGUCACGGGACGGCGGCGAGAAGGAUGAAGGAAGCUCCGGGUCCUGCCUAGUCGUGUGGUCACUGGGAAACUGCAAUACUAUCCUUGUCUUUCUUUCUCUCUUUCUUUCCCCUUGGUUCUUUCCUUUUGUAAAAAAAAAAAAAUCAAGCCCCCUUAGCGUAAUUGAAACAUGCUCUACAGAUACCGACUUCUUUUACAGCCGGAAAGAAAGGAGUCAACCCACACGUGAUUUUCUAUGGUCGAUCCCUGUCCCCUGCACUUCUCAGUCCUUUUGUGGUCCUUGUGAUUUCCCCUCUGCGUGUCAGGUGUGUCACAGUCGGCACUGACAAUAAAAUGCCCUCCGUUAUUUGUUA
This is a messenger RNA of Myotis brandtii (Brandt's bat), 1525 nucleotides long. RefSeq names its product docking protein 5 (gene DOK5). Gene Ontology annotation, cellular component: cytoplasm. The transcript is spliced from 8 exons. The record is from RefSeq and is a predicted model, not a curated record. The coding region runs from base 193 to 1113 and encodes 306 amino acids. Gene Ontology annotation, biological process: positive regulation of MAPK cascade; cell surface receptor protein tyrosine kinase signaling pathway. NCBI's taxonomy places the organism in Eukaryota, Metazoa, Chordata, Mammalia, Chiroptera, Vespertilionidae.